Molecule: messenger RNA, 7660 nt
Organism: Neodiprion fabricii
Lineage: Eukaryota; Metazoa; Arthropoda; Insecta; Hymenoptera; Diprionidae
Gene: Stacl
Exons: 13
Coding region: 625-3615 (996 amino acids)
Biological process (GO): positive regulation of voltage-gated calcium channel activity; skeletal muscle contraction; positive regulation of protein localization to plasma membrane
Cellular component (GO): extrinsic component of cytoplasmic side of plasma membrane
Molecular function (GO): protein binding
Source: RefSeq, a predicted model, not a curated record
UCUCUCUCUCUCUUGUUUUUGGCACUUGAGCGAAAAUCCUUGGGGCCUUGUUUUUCCAAUUUUCAUUGUCAGUUUAAGCACGGCGUUAGGUAACGCGACGGCGGCUUUUACUGUCUCGGUAUUGAAACGAAUAUACGCAACGAUCCGUUAAUUAUGUAUGAAAAAUUGGCGAAAUUGUUAAUUGAAAGAAAAUUUAUGCAUUAUACAUAUAACGCGUUAUUAUAACACGACGCGUUCAGCUGCGGAGGAUGAAAGUGGAACGUCCGAAGCCGGACAAGCGUGCGGAUUGGAAGUGUAUAAUAGACGUGACGAUGGAAACGCGUUAAAGAAGCCCCGACGCGUGAAUAAAUAAUAAAAAUAUAUACAAAAAAAAAAAAAAAAAGAUUAAAAAAAAAAAAAUCAGGUUUUUUUUUGUGUUGCGAAUCACGGCGAUAAUCGGAGACCCAGCUACGGGAGUAUGAGAAAGAUGUUUUUCACGGGUGGAAAGGACUUAUUAUACUACGUAAAUAAUCGCGGGGAUUAUAAUAAGAAUAAAGGCCGGGGAGCAGGUGCAUUUAACGAUGAAGUGGAGGAUAGAAAUGGUUGCUCUAGCGGUAUUAAUAAUAAAUUCGUCUUGGAUCGGGCAUGUACGUCAUCUAUCCGGCAGAAGAGCUCCUUAGAAUCUAUGAAACCAACAGGCUACCCGCGGGGAGCUUACUGAACGCUGGCGUGUUGACGAGUCGACGGUGCCAAGUUUCUAACUGGAGUCAGAUUGACUCGAACGCUAAGAAGAUAGAGAAGAGCAAGAAGAAUAAGCCGGGAAAACCGACUAGGAACGAUCACGAUCAGAGCAACAGUAACAAUCAUAAUAACAACAACAGCAAUAAUAACAACAACAAUAACAACAACAACAACAACAAAAACAAUAAUAGUAAUAAAAUCAACGGUAACGGCAACAGUAACAGCAACAGUAACGAUAGCGGUAGUUUUAGUAAUAUCGAGAAGAGCUGUUUAAACUCGUCCGGAAAUUCCGGCGCAUCUAAAGGCCGUAAGAAAAAACGAGUUAUUAUGCAAAAUAACCGCAACACCAACGAGGAGGGCGCACCCAACCCCCUUAAGGACUUGACACAUGCAUCCCUCAGCGAACCGCUAAAGCUCCACAAUGCCAACACCCUCAAGCUCGUUCAGAACGUGUCGGAAUUCGCUCAGGAAUUGGGGGGUGCGAUGGAAAGCCACGCGGCGAACAUACGGCGGCUGGUCGACGAUUUUCGUGGACGUUCAGGAGAGCCGAGGGGAGAUUCAGGAGGGAUGCGACGCGCCUGGGAAAGCCUUUUGCGGCAGGUCGAGGCGGACGCUGCGGCGAAUUUGGAUCUCGCGGGUGUCCUGCAGCAGCAGCUUGCACGGCCAACGCAGGAGGCGAGCUUCCACCGGAAGGUGCAAUCGAGAAAGAUAUUCGCCCACCGCGAGGCGUACGAGCAGGUUGUGAGUAAAACGGAGGAGAAGCUCCAGCGCGCCCGAGUCGAUUACAAGCGAGCUUACGCCGCGCUUUUGAGCGUUGACGUUGAAGGUGGGGGUGAUCACCAGGGCCUUAAGCGGUCCUACCUUGAGGCCCACAACGCUUACGUUCUCCAGCUGCGGGCGACUAACGCGAUAACCGAACGAUACCAGCUUCACUGUCUGCCAAAUCUCCUCAAGGAGAUGACCGAGGUAUACGAGGAGCUUUGCGGGCUUGCGGGGAGCUGCAUGGCCGGCAUUGCCGAGGCGGGGGGGGAGCGGGCCGCCGAUCAGGCCCGCCGCUUUCAGACCGCGGCUAAAGAGGCCCGCGCUGUCGUUCCGGCCAACGACCUUCAGCUCGUUGCCCGAAGCUUGGCUCCCGCCCCCGGGACCCGAAAGCCACCGCGACGCCUCUUCGUCCCUCCGUCACCCCCGGAGCAGGUGCCUCAGGAACGGCUGGCCCAGGUGCCUAAUUUACGGGAUGAGCUCGUGCCAACGGGAACCAGCGCCGCACCCCUGAUGGAGGACCUCAGACGGGAGGCGGACCGUCUCACCCAGGAGAUAAGCCGCCUCCAGGACUCGCUCGAGGCCCUGGUUCGCAUUCAGCGAAAAAGCGCAGAAAGCAGCCUGUUCACCAAAGCAGCGGAACUUCAAGAGGACAUAUCGUUGAAGCGUUUUGACCUGGGGGUUGCUCACCUCCAACUAGCCGCGGUGCAAGCUCAGAAGGAGCUUUUCGGGGGCAGCGAAGCGGGUCCCCAGGACGGGAUGAACGAUCGUAAAAUGUCCAACGGAUCAACCGGCAGCACCAAGCACAAAUGGCUCAAAGCUUUUAAAAGCCUAAAAACAAGCUCUCCAGCGGCCUCGCCGGUUCCCGCAGAAAAGGGGAAGCAAGCGAUGUAUCACGCUGUGUCCACCGUCGUCGCGAUGUCCAGGAAAAAUUUGGAAUCCGAGGGCGGUCACGCUUGGAGAGAAUACACUUACCGAAAGAUCACACCGUGCGAUGCCUGCGGUCAAGUUUUACGAGGCCACAGUCGACAGGGAUUCCGAUGUCGCGGUUGCAAAACGAACGUCCACGCCGACUGCAUAACUUCCGUUCAGCCAGCCACUUGUCCGAGUCUUGGCUCGAAACGAAGCGGCGGAAUUCCUCUUCUCCGCAGACAGCGAAGCACCACUUCGCACACCGCCGAGGACACUUCGUCGACUACCGAUCACAACGUGGACGCGAUAUACCAGGUGCUGAAGCAGGCUGGGGAGAUAAGGGGGAACUCGACGAACUCUCCACCAACACCUCCCACGGCAGAUCAUCCCCCUUCCGGUGCAGCAGCACCCCUGGCUACGAGGACCUCUUCUUCCCAACCCUGUUCCUCGUCCACCUCUGCGCCCCACAGUCCACAACGUCGGAGGGAGCGGCUUAAUUUACGGAUGAAGAGUUUGAGCCUGGAUUCGCCGGAAGGUUCGGCUCACACGCGUCAGCGUCCUCGAGAUUACUAUGCAACUGGUCCGAGGGAAUCUACGCCCCCGCGGUUAUCCGACAGCGGUGGCACCAGCCGGUUAUCGCCCUGCAGUCCUAGCCAAGGACACGGGGGUCACAAGCUUUUAAGAAGCACAAUUCGGAUGUCAAGCAUGGAGCUUCCGGACGAUAUAGAGAAGUCCUAUUCCUCGGCGAGUACUUCCCCGUGCCCCUCCCCGCACGCGGGGAACGCGAAUCAUCUGAAUCCUUUUCCACCAGGAAAGCGUGUCCUGCCGCCGAACAACCUCUACGUUGUUCUCUACAACUUCAACGCCCGUCAUCGGGACGAAUUGGAUCUGAAGGCCGGUUACAAAGUCACCGUUAUAGACAAGUCCGAUCCCGACUGGUGGAAAGGCAAAUGUCUAGGUGGAAGAGCCGGCUAUUUUCCAAGCGCCUAUGUCAUGCGCGUAGAAUCUGGCCAAAGGACGCUUCAGGUCACCCGGAAUCUUCAGCUAGCCGAUCAGACGACUCUGCUCAGAGAUCAGAUCGUGAUCCAGAUCGGGGAGGAGGUGGAUGGCGUGGCGAUGGUGAGAUGCGCGUCGAACGUGAACACGACGGAGAGCCUGAGCAAGGAGACGGAGCCCCGGUUAAAGGAGACCCUGUGCCCUCUUAAGUACCUGCAGGAAGUGUGACCCCCGCCUCCACAGCGGAGUUUCCGUUUCAUAUCGCAGCAGCGAUCGAGCGUUCCGAAUUCUAGCGGAGGCGAGGCGGGUCUUCAAACGCCCUCUUCAGCCUCGGAGAAGUAUUACGACUGUCUUCAGUGCGGCGAAGAGUGUCGACACGCUGGAAACGCGAGUCCGAAUUUACCGAGCGCAGCGCCGCCAACGGCGAAGCCGGCGAACGAAGAGCGUCAGCCGGCCGUUUUCCUCCCGAGAAAACUUCCGCAGACUCCGGCGAAGAAGCGUUCGUCCUUGGCGCGGCCCGUCCGCGUUCACGACGCCUUCGUCCAGCCGAAAAUCGCGGUCAGCUACUGCCAGAAGCCCCUGGAACGCGCUUCCAGCAACCUAGACGAGUUCGACAGCAGCGCCACCUUCCAGUGGCCUCAACGCAUACGCCUCGAUGACGCCAUGAUCGACUACUCGCUACCUUACGCUCGGACCAACAAAGGUGGCAGGCGAAAUUUCAAGGAUACCGACAAGCUGCUCAAGCUCAUUAGCGUCAACAACGUGGACCAAGAUUUAGAUAGCGUUAAAGGAUGUUCCCUCAUGUAGUUGCAGCUAGCUAAUUGGCUGAAGAUCCCGUGUCCGGCUGUUAAUGGUAGACGGAUCCUCGGGAACUGUGGAAAGUUAUACUUUCGGAUCGUUCUUACGGAGACAAAUGGGCUCAACGAUUUUGGCAGACUGAAUUACCGACCGCGCAUGCAUAAGAUUAUUAAAAUUUAUUGAUCGGUAAUUGUUUCGUCCAUGGUACAAGGAAAUAAGGUGUGUUCGUGAGAACGUGACCCUACAUCGUGUCAUUUUGAGCACUAUUUUCAAAAUCUAUAGAACAACCGUUCAUUCUCACGUUCACGGAAUCUUAUUUUAUGGUGGAAAUAAUAUUCAAAUAUUAAAUAAUCGGUUACAGAGGUUAUGUUGUACUUUUUACGACAGAAAAGGAAUUUUUGUCGUGACAUCGUGACUUUUAUACUGCGCAUCUCCGUUUGGAGCACACCUUGUUCCUUUACAUCAUUGUUUCGUCUAUUAGGUAGAGGAGCCAACUUAUGCGAAACGAGGCAUGAGAUGCCAAACUCCCGCAUCAUGUGUCGAACUGAAAUUAUAUCGUUCUCAAGAUUCGAAUCAAUACUUGAAUUGACUAUUCCAGGUCUGCUUACCGCAAGAACAUCGCAUAACCUAAAUAAGCUUAACAAGCGGAAUUUUUCAGCUGAAGUUUAAGUUGGCUAGUCUGUACGAAGACAACAAAAUUUGCGCAUGCGCGGUCGGACGAUCGAUCUGCCAAGUUUCACCAUUUUCUCUCGAUACAAGUGUGUACUGUCAUUGUUGGAGUGAACUUUUUAUAGGAGAUUAUAUAUAAAAUAUAUAUCGUACCUGUCCUCUAUCCCAUGAAUGACGUCGCAGACGUGCUCGGUUUCUCAAUCGCUCACUGCAGUUUGCGAUUCCACACGAGGAACUUUUAUUCUUUUAGAUCAAAAUAUUGAGUCACGAUAUCGAUCGUAAUUCAGAGUUUUUGAACUCUGCCAAAUUUUUCUUGGAAAAAAUUUGAUAGCUAGAGUACAUUUUUCGUCAUCAAUCAGAUGGUCUCUUUUUUUGAGAGAAUAUCUUAAAUUCAUUCUCACUUUCAUCGUACUUGCGAUAUUGAAUCUUCCGAGACGAAAGAUUGUCAUCGUACUUCCUCAGUGGUCUAAUUUUUUAGAAUAUCGAGUUGAACACCAGUACAAAUGGCAAAAUAAAUGCAACAUGAAAUGUAGAACAAGGUGAUGCUUGAAGUGAGCUGAAAGAUCAGCGUACGUCGCCACGUCUUCUUUAUAUGUUUUUAAUCCGCACCCUAUCACUACCUUGAUCUUGAUGUUUCAAGAGCACCCUGAAUCAACUUGCACUAUUGUUGUGUACAAAUUAUAAAGACACGACGUCAAUAUUUUUUUGCGAAAAAGUCGUCCGGUACAGUCAAACAUUUUUUUCAAAACUGGAUAUGUAAUCUAAAAUUUCGUGUGUAAAUUGGGUAAAACUUUUGUACCGUAUGUUUUUACCUUGGAAUUUUCAGUUCUCGUUUUAGCCACACCGAUAUAGCAAUUGCAGAAGAAUAUUGUCAGCGUAAUGUAAAAUCGAUAUCCUGCAUAGAUGAAAAUUUCAGUAUAAAUAUUUGAUAUAAAUAAUAUUACAUAUAUACAUAUAUGUACCCACAAGAUAUCGGUAUUAUAUACAGAUGAAAUGAUGUAACGCGUGCCCUUUCCUUGUUGAACCAUACAAUAUAUUAUAUAACGCGUAUGAUAAAGUAUAUUUUAAGUGUAUAAGUACUCUCAACAAAAACAAGAAAAAAAAAAAAAUAUUAAAAAAAUUAAAAAAACCUGCCCAGUAUUUUUUAAGUAUUAAAUGCAAGAGCAAAGUUGUUUAUGUAAUAUCGUUGUGCCCUUCAUCUGUUAGAUAAUUGAUAUAUUAUACAUAUAUCAGUAUAUUAUAUUAUAAUGUUUGAACAGUUAUGAAACUAUGGAUUGCGUGCCUAUCAAAGAUUUGGAAUAAUUUGAAAAUGAAAGAAGAAAUACACGAUGAGGAAAGAUGAAUUUUGCCGCGUUCCGUGAAAUAUGGGUAAAAGUGGAAAGUAACAAAAAAAAAUUUUAAUAAAAAAACAGAAUUGAAAGUAAAUGAAAGAAACGAGACAGGUUUUCCGAACUGUUAUUGUGAUGUUAAUAAUCUAUACCUAUGAAUGUAUCUUUAAACCCUACGUGAAGCGAAUGGGUAGAAAUGUUGGUGCUGCGUUUGAAAUCUUUGAUUGUGCACGCUUUGUGGCGUGGAAUAUAGAGAAACGUGUGUUUAUUCGAGUUAUAGACUGCACGUAAUAUAUAUAUAUAUAUAUACUAUCUAAAUUAUAUACACGUAUACACUGAGUAUAUACGCUCAUGUUAUAGGAAAGUCGAAGUAAAAAUAAGAAGAAAAAAAAAAAGAACAUGAGAAUAACAAAAACAAAAAAUAUACCACCGCACCGAAAUUAAUUAAGAAGCAAUUUUCUAUUUUAAUUUAAUUUAACUUUAGUAGAAAAAAAAAAAAAAAAAAACUAUCAUAAUCAUUUACUUGUUAUCAGUUUUCCUAUUUCUCGCACGUUUUAUUAAUCGAGCUAUAAAUACAUACCGAUAUUUGUUAAAUUUGCAACACAAUCAAUAGACGGAAAUAAAUGAAAGAAAACGAUUUUCGCGCAUGGAUAACGAUUAAAAAAAUUAUAAUCGAAGAACGUGCGUAAGUUACAAAGUAUGUAGGUAUAGAAAUCAAUCAAGCAUUUAAUACACAGUCUAGAAUCUAGAUAAUAAGAUAUAGUAUAGGUCCUGAAUACCAUCCCGAAUUUUUAAUAAACUAUAACACAAUCAAUUGUAAUCGAUCCUACACUGUGUGGUAGUCUUUACCUGCAGUACCUCAAAAUGGAAAAGUAGUCUUUUUUUUCAUGCCCAAGUUUUCAUUGUGUCGCUGAAAAUCUUGUAGACGCGUGAAAUUUCACGCGUCGUAGCGCGUCUUGUUUGAUUUAUAUUUCAAAGAGAAGGGAAGAAAAAAAAGAAAAAAUCAUGUUCAAUAAAAGUCAAGUUCUACACACUUCUACGCAAAAUAUAAUAGAAUUUUUUAUAGCUAAUCUUCUACCAAAUUUGUUAUACACGAGAAGAAGAACAAGAAUGGAAAAGAACACUGUGUCAAGUAGAGACAAAAAUAAUACUGCAGGCAAUAAAGUAACGAGAAUAAUAUCCACAACAAAUUUUAGCAAAAUUCUCCAACAAUUUUUCACUGCUUUGUAUUACUUUGCAGGUUUUGUAUAAUUAUGUAUAACGUUAUAAUUUCUGAAUAACUUUAUUUCAACAGAUAAUAACCAUUAUAUAGAUUCAUCUUCGAUGGUAAAAAUAAAAAAUAAACCAUUGAUUUAUCCUUUGCUCGUUGCCUUAAAUUAUACCCGAAAUUUCUCUCGUCCACAAUAUAUGAACUUGUUGAAAUCGCAUCUUUUUGCGUACGUUCAUCGAUCCCAAUCCUAAAUCGAUGAAAAUUUCUA